Molecule: messenger RNA, 2622 nt
Organism: Puntigrus tetrazona (Sumatra barb)
Lineage: Eukaryota; Metazoa; Chordata; Actinopteri; Cypriniformes; Cyprinidae
Gene: miga1
Product: mitoguardin 1
Exons: 17
Coding region: 203-2044 (613 amino acids)
Biological process (GO): mitochondrial fusion
Source: RefSeq, a predicted model, not a curated record
CUUUUAUCUUGAAACCAGUGGCACCGGAAGUGAGUUCCAGUUUCGUGGAGUCUGUUCGGGUCCACGUGAGCUCGUAGUUAUCGCAAUGUGUGACAGAGGACAGAUGCUGUGUCUCCGAGAUAAAGCGUGAAUGUGAGCGUUACGGUUGGACCGGUGAAGUGGAGAAUAGGCUGUAGUUGAGAUCCAGAGGGAUUAUGGCAUCAUGACUGAGGAGCUGUUCAGAAACACACAGGUGUCCAUGAAGGUGGCUGCUUUGCGCUUUGUGGACUUGCCACUGUCAGUCUAUUGCUCCCUUCCACAGAUCGGGUCGCUCAAGCCAAUCACCGCACGCCUAACUAAAUGCCAGGCAGUCAAUUCCAGUCAUGUGAGUCUGAGCACCGGCACCAAGAAGCUCUUUGCCGCCACUGCCUUCGGCGCAGUCUCCCUCAUCUACCUCGCCCGGCGCUUCAGGAGGAGGAAGGGCAAGAAAAAAGCCACUUCGUCUGUAGAGCUCGAAACAUUUGAGUUGCUCAGCACUGCCCCCUUGAAAAAAGAGUCUGAGUGUCUAAAUCUGCUUUUAAACUCAAAGAACUGCUACACGUGUAAUGUGGUGUCCAAUGGUAGUCUGUUCAGCAAGCUUUCCAGCUCCCUGCCUAGCCUGGCCUCCAUGAGGAGCAGGCACUCCUCCAGUAGCUCCACCUGCGCUAACGACUCCAGUUGUUGGGAUGGAGCAGGAGACGACGGCGAAAUCUGUAGCCUGCUCAACAUCCCCGUUACCACUCCAGAGAACCUCUACCUGAUGGGAAUGGAGUUGUUUGAGGAAGCCCUGCGGCGCUGGGAACAGGCUCUAACGUUCCGCAGCAGGCAAACAGAAGAUGAUGAGAACUAUGCGUCUGUGAAACUGGGAGCUGGAGAUGCCAUUGCAGAAGAAAGCAUGGAGGAUAUAAUCAGUGUAGAAUUCAUCAGAAAGCUGGAGUCCCUGCUACAGAGAGCCUAUCGGCUCCAGGAAGAAUUUGAGGGAGCUCUGGGGAUGACAGAACCUUCAACACAUCCUAAUAAUGAUAAGCACAUGGAUCUCUCCGUGCGGGAGGACUUGGAGGACACCUGUCUGAGGGAUUCAAUCAGCAUCGCCUCAACGGAUUCCUUCGUCUCUGCCGCAGAGUUAUCAGAGCACAGAGAGAUGAGGAGUGCCCAUGUGCUGGGGUCAUUGUGUCAUCAUCUUUUCUAUGAGGAUGCCCUGCAGAUGGCAGAGGAAGGGAAGAUCUCCUGUCGAGUGUUACGAACUGAAAUGUUGGAAUGUCUCGGAGACACUGACUUCCUGGCAAAGCUGCACUGUAUACGCCAGGCGUGCCAGGUCAUCUUAUGUGAAAGAGCAACUAGAGCAUUCCUGGCUGACAUAGGAAAGAGGAUAUUAUCUUCAAUAAUUGUUAAAGCAAGGAAGAGCCCAAAGAGAUUUGAGGAGGUGUUUGAAGAAAUGAUCUGCUUUCUGGAGCAAACAGACCAUUGGGAGAACACAGAAAUUGAGCUUUCUGCAAGAGGGGUUAAACAUUUGAACUUCUUUGACAUUGUUCUUGACUUCAUCCUCAUGGACUCGUUUGAGGAUCUUGAGAAUCCACCUAUUUCUAUUCAAAAUGUGGUCAACAAUCGAUGGCUCAACAACUCCUUCAAAGAGACCGCCGUUGCAUCAAGUUGUUGGUCUGUUCUGAAGCAGAAGAGGCAACAUAUGAAGGUUCCAGAUGGCUUCAUUGCCCAUUUCUAUGCAGUGUGUGAACACAUAAGUCCCGUCUUGGCCUGGGGGUUUCUAGGCCCUAAAAGUUCCCUGAACGAUUUCUGCUGCUUCUUCAAGGAGCAGGUGCUAUUCUUCAUGAAGGACAUUUUUGAUCUGGAUAAAGUGCGUUACUCUAGUCUGGACACUCUGGCUGAGGACAUAUUGCACCUGCUUCACAGACGUUCGGAGCUGCUUCUUGCCUAUGUAGGCACCGAUAUCAUCUGUCACCUAAAUGGCUGUAGUGGCACACCUUUGCAUCUGCUACCAAGUGCUUUGCUGGAGGCACAGGUUCAGUGAGCUACAUCCGUCUCAUCCUCCACAUUAUGACUCGUCUUCCAAGUCAUUAUUAGUGCCAUGUUAAUGCAGUAUAGUCUGUCGUUAUUUAAAUGAAGCAGGUAAAAAGGGACAAUGUAUUUUAAUAUGCCUUUCAUGUGGUGUUCCAGUAGCUUUUUUUUUUACUUUAAAAAAGAUUUGCACAACAAAUGACUUUUUGGGGUCCUUGAUGUUUUAAAAAUUGAAAGCUUUCACUGUUGUAUUUUCAUAGUUCUGACAAAAAGGAUGUUAUUCGUAAGAGAUUAAGUCACAUGUAGGUCACUUAGUCAAAACUUUUUAUAGGAAUUAAAUGUUCAACACUGGCCAUGAAUUCAAUUUAGACUUCUUUACUCUUGUUGAUGCUGUUAAUUAUGUUGAACAGCUGGCUGUUAUGAAUUUAAAUCAUUUCAUCAACUACUACAAAUCGUACUUGUGACAAAGUUCAAACAUUUGAUGUAUUCUGUAACGAUGUGGAGUUGAAGCUGUAUUGUUAAGCCAGUAUUAAGCCUGUAUUAGUUGAACACUGAAAUCACUAAGUGACAAAAUAAAAAUCUUAAAGCCAA